UCCAGGUAAUCACCGAAUGUUACAUGGUAAUCGAGGGUUUCAAGGAAUGCACGUCACUGGCACACAAACUUGGCCAGACAUUGGCCAGUCUCUCCACCUCACUUCCACGACGCCACAAAUACCAGCUGGGUGUAAGAAGUAUUCCUAUUAUACUUAAUCUGGCCAAGGAAGUGAUGAAGAGGCAGCCAGAAGUAGAUGAACUUGAUACUGUGCCCUUAGCUCUGAGAGAGUACCUAAUACCUCAGCUGAGGGAAGAAGAUGCACCUAUCUUCAAGGAAAUGUUUCAGAUAAUGUUCCCUGAAUUUGACAUUGCUCCUUAUGUUAAUGACAUCCUGAAGGAUGGUGUGACAGCAAUGAUGAAGAGUAAUAACUUGAUUGUCAAGGAUAGCUAUAUCGACAAGGUUCUACAGCUACACGAUGCUAUCUCCAGGAACCAAACAAUCAUACUCUUUGGGAAAUCAGGAUCAGGGAAAUCCACAUCCCUAACGACCCUUGAGAAUGUUUACAACAAACUCAACAGUGAAGGGAAUGCCAGUUACAAGGCUACUAAAAGAGAGAUAAUAAAUCCACUCAUAGUUGAAGAUACAACACUUUACGGCCCUUAUGAAGAUGUGGUGGGCAAAACAAACGAAGGCUUCUUAGCACGGCUUGUAAGGAAGUCUCAGAAGUCCAGUUCAGGCUUUGAAACUUGGAUUGUCUUCGAUGGACCAUAUGGACACCCAUGGCUUCAUGAUUUCUUUGCCCACCUAGAUGCAAAGAGCAAUUCUUUUAUGGGCAACAACCGACAGAGUAUCCCUCUACCAAGCAACUUGAAAUUUAUCAUAGAAGUAGCUGGGGACAUUGGAUGUCUAACCCCAGCAGAGCUGACCUCUUGCUUUGGUGUGUUCUUCCCGGCCCAGCCACAGUUAUGGGAAGAGGUUGUCCAUAGUUGGUUGGGUACACUCACUAACUACAGAAUAACUCGAGCCCUUCAAAGCUUGGUAAAGAAAAACCUUCCAAAUUUUAUAAAUAUCCUGCAAGAGAGUGAAGUGAAGAAACCUCACAUGAUCAUGAAGGCUAGAGCAUUUGUGGCUAUUCUUAAUUACUUUUUAGACACUGAGCUGACACAAACAGAGACUGAAGACUGGGUAGAGAGGCUUACACCUGCAUUCAUCUUUGGCAUCAUCUGGUCCUUUGGUGCCUGUAUAUCAUCAUCUGAGGCCGACGAAUUUCGGGAAGUGGUGACAAGGACGAUCGAAAAUGUACCUGAGGGAGGGAUUUAUGAUUAUUGUGUGGACAUAUCAUCAGGUCAGUUUAAGUCAUGGGCAAAGUUCACAACGGAAAUGGAAAUGUAUAACCCAUUUGUUAACACUAACAUUGUCAUGACUGACCGUAUUAUAAAAUACUCAAAGGUAUCCCAAAUCUUGAUGAGCCAGGGCAUUCCUGUCAUACUGAAAGGUAAUCCUGGGUCAGGAAAGUCGACUUUGAUAAAUGUCCUAAGACAAACUAUGAAUAGCACCACAGAUCUUGCUGUAGUCAGCUAUACAUCUUUUACCCAACCUAAGGACAUACAAAAAACAAUCGAAGAAAACCUUAUAAAACAAGGUAAAGAUAUACUAGCAGGUAGAAAGUCAAAACUCCACUUGCUAGUCGAUGAUCUCCACUGCAGUGAAGGUGAAAACCACAUGCAUCAGGUCUUAGCAACAACCAAUUUUACUGCAAAGUACCGUAAACUGUUUAAUCAUGAGAUUAAAUCUUUCCUUGGACUUCCUGAAAUUUGUUAUUUGUUCACCUACCAAACAAAGGAAUGCGUCUCAGGUGGACAGGACGACACCCAGAUGAUUAAUAAUCAUGUUGAAAAUUUCUGGAUGGGAUCCUUUCAUCUGCUAACCCUACCCUCUUGCGAAAAUGCAGAGUUGGAAAGUAUAUUCUGCACUCUCUUUGAUCAGAAUCUUGGCCACUUUGAACAGGAAGUAAAGUGCCUGAAGAUUGUAGUUGCAGAAGGCAUAGUACACUUGUACCGCCGUAUGGGUGAAGUGAGCAAGCAAGUGUGUGGAGACCACCUACCUCUUGUCCAUCACCCACGACAAGUAAUAUCUGUUCUCAAGGGACUUCAACUUGGGGAUGAAGAGACACAGGACCGUGAUAAUUUCUUGAAGCAUCUAGCUCACGAGUGCUUCAGAGUCUUCCAGGAUGUUGGUGUCAUACAGCCAAAAGAAUUUGAAAGUCUGAUAAAUGAUGUAUUGUCAGAAUAUCUCUGCAUAUCCCUCGAUAAAGUCUGUGAUAACCCAAGCAUGUUCCUUCUGACCCGCCUUGCUAGCGAUGACAAUUUAUACACAGAUAUACAAGCUGACACUGUUCGAAAUGUGCUUAAGAGUGCAGGGCAGGCUCUAUUAGGUCCUAAGGGAUUAUUUGCCAUCUAUGACAGUCUCAUCCACCAUACCAUUCACCUGAUAAGGAUCCUUGGGAAACAAAAGUCAAGAGAAAUAAAAUCCUCCAGUGCCCUAGAUAGCAUUGGAGGGCAUCUCAUCUUAAUUGGACCAGAGGGAUGUGGCAAAAAAACUUGUGCCCGCUUAGUGUCAUCUAUAGCUGGAUUCAAGACAUACGACAUUAAUGGUACUGAAUCAGAAGCAGAAACUAAAAGAGAAGAUAUUAUUAAGGAUCUCACUGAAGGCAUCUCGGUACUUGUUAUCAUAGACUGGAAUGUACUGGAUGAUUUAAGGAAUAUUGCAUUCUUGAAUGACCUUUUGGUUGAAAAACAGAAUAUUGCAAAUCCUCAUGAGGCUCAGCAUACUGUAAGAAUCUUGAUUUCCACUCCUACACUAAAAGAGGCAUAUGAUAUUUUGAAGUACAUUCCUGCAGUUUCAAACUAUUAUAAUGUUGAUUCAUUCCAAGAAUGGAAUACCGAAGAGCUCCAAACUGUCGCCAAGCAAAUUCUUAUGGAAAAACUGGGGCAGUCACUGCCAGAACUGAAAGCACAAGCUGUAGCCGAAGUCAUGGCAUACAUUCACCAAAAUAAUUCUGAAGCAAAGUGGCAGCCAUCUUGCAGGUUCUUAGGGUUUCUAAAGUCAUUCUUGCAUCUUCAUGAUAAACUAUUAACUGGUAUCAUUGAAGAGAAAGAGAAACUCAAUAUGAGCAUUAUCAAGUUUGAAGACACACAAAAACGUGUUACAGAACUCUCUAAACAACUAGAAGAACAGCGUGCUCAGGUGACCUACAUCCAGCAGACAUGUGGCAGCGUUGUUCUAAAGAUGCGUAAUAUUAAAUCUGAGCAAGGGAGGCUUGAGCAGGAUCUCAAUAAGAAUUUGGGACUUCUAAAGAGGCAAAAAGAUGAAUCCUUGAGGAUCAGAGAACUCAUCAAUCGAGACCUCACAGCUCCAAAACAGGAAAUGAAAGCAACACAUCGAAAGUUAGACCGCAUAACAAGGGCUGAGUUAGAAACACUCAAGUCCCUCUCUAGGCCUCCUCCAUCAGUUGAAUUGGUGUUUGAUGCAGUGCUAACGACCCUAGGACUUGAUCCUUCCUGGAAUGAAGCCAAGAAACAAAUGAGUAGUGGACUCAAUUUCAUCUCAUCUAUUAGGAAAAUUCCAGUAGAAGAGACAGAUGAGAAAAUUCUAACCAGAAUUCAGGCCUACCUGAAAAUGGAAGAUCUGAACAUGGAGAAAGUUACAGAGGAAUCAUUCACAGCUGCAACAUUCCUUAGUUGGCUUUGUGCUUUUGAAAAAUAUGUAAGAGUAUAUAAAGAUUAUCACCCUUUGAAAGUUCAGGCUGACAUUAUCACAAGAGAAAUUGAAGCAACAGAAACAACAAUUAACCAAUACCAAGAAGACCUGACUGGUUUUGGUAUGGAGCAUAAGGUCCUUAUGGCCCAGUUGAAGGAAAAGGAACACCAGCUUGAAGUAGCUGAGGAAGAGAUGAAAGUUCUCGAGAGCCGGAUACAGUUGGCCCAGAAGGUAAUGACUCAGCUUGGAGAAGACAAAAUCCAUUGGGAGGAAGCAUUAUCUCAAUGCAGUGUUAAACUACGGAAUAUCUUUGGUGAUGCUGUCCUGGCAGCAGCUUAUGUAACCUAUUUGGGCACUUUUAACCAUGAAGAGAGACCUGACGUAAUCAAAUCUUGGCAAGAUAAGAUGAAUGAACUCUGCAUAUUCAAUACUGAAGACAGGACCAGCCUCGACAUUCUAGCUCCCAUGGAAUCCCAGGCUAAGUGGCACGAAGAAGGUCUGCCAAUGGACAAUUACUUGCUUGAGAAUGCAGCUAUUAUAUCCAACUCAGACUUACCACAGCUUAUCCUUGACCCUCACUGUCUGCUUGAAACUUGGAUUCACAAGAGGAGAGAUGCAUUGGAGAUCAACCUUGAAGAAGAGGAGUUUAUGGACCAGUUUAAUGAGGCAAUAUCAAAAGGCAGAUCAUGCAUCAUUACUCUAGAGGAGUUAUCGUUCCCUAUCAAAGUGUUCCAGAUUCUUGAGAUGGAGCAAGUAAAAUCGUCCAGCAAGGAUAAAACAUUACUCAAAGUUGGAAAUGAAACCUAUGAAUUACACAAGGACUUUAGACUCUUCAUUAUUCUAAAGAGUAAUAUUGACUACUUAGACAACAACAUUAAGACACUUGUGAAUGUUGUAGACAUGCAGAGCAACCAGGAAGGUAUGAUGAAGUUACUUACAAUGAGAGUUGCUUCCCACUGUCAGCCGGAUCUCAUAGAAUCCCUAAAGAAAAGCGAGUUCGACCUGCUGGAAAAGCAAAACCAACUAGCAGAGCAAGAAGCAACCAUAAGAAGCCUUAUGGCUCGCUUUGAUGAUGAUGUACUUGAAGAGAGCACAUUGAUGGAGAUGUUACAGGCGGCAUGUGCUAAAGCAACUGAUGCCAAGAAGAAGUGCCACGACUUAAGAAAGUCCCUUGAUGCUGCUAAAGAGGGCAUAAAGACUUAUGGCAAGAUUUCGGGACUCCUUACCGAAAUCUACAUCCUUGUGGAGCGACUCCCACUAUUCAAUCCCUCUUUGGUCAUUGGGAUCGACAGGUUCAGUGCACUCGUCAUUGGAGAGAUGCAACCCCAAAACUUUGCCAAUGCUUGGGGCAGACUUCUCGAUGCUAACACUGUCAUCAAAAUGCUUCAAACAAUAUUCAGAUACUUCCAGGAUCAAGUUGAUGACAUAGCACUAGUGACAAUAGGCCUUGUGUUAGCCAUGUGGUACGAGUGUCACAUCGGUCUCACUACACCCCAGUUUUGCUCUCUCCUACAUGCCUCCUCCUCUUCACAGAUUGGAAGUGAGCUCUCAUCUCUUGAGUCUGAGAAGAAGGAGCCAAAGGGUGAGAAAUCUUGCUCUGUGCCCAAGUCCUCUCACCCUGUAUGGUUGACAGAUUCGCAGUGGCUCCAAAUACUCUCCUUGUCUAAAGUGGAACCUUUCACAAAUCUUAUUGAAAGUCUAACAACCCAUGAAAAACUUUGGCGAGUAUGGUAUGUUACAGAACAGCCAGAAACAGUGCCAUUGCCCAAUAAGUUGGAAAGAAAGAUUCGUGGGGUUGCCAAACUUAUCCUGAUUAACUGCCUCCGUCCAGAUCGCCUGGAUGAAGCUUCUAUGAUCUAUGUAGAACGCGUACUGAGGGUGGAGGCUGAUCCUACCUCGGCCAAAGCAUUGCUUGCUGUUGCUGGAAAGGGCUCUCCCACUGAACCAGUUAUCAUCUACAGUUCUGCACCACUUGAUGUGGAACACAUCUUAGGGCAAAUACAACCAUUGUGCCAUCCUGUCCUCAUAUCAAACCCGGAUUCUGUUAAUGUCUUGGCUCUCAGUGAAGGAAGAGAGGACUACCUAAACCUUAUCUUUCAGAAGUGUUGCCAGAAAGGAUUUUGGCUCCUUCUGAAAAAGGAUACUGAAGCCGAGUCAUGUAUAAAUCACUUGUGUAAACUUUUAAAGGAUAAGUGCAUUAAGGAGGCCCACAAGCGAUUCCAGAUUUGGAUGUAUCUACAGGAGGAAGACACUUUGCCAACCAACUUAAUGAUGUCCUGCCACAAAGUGUAUUUAAGCCUUCCACAAACAGUCAAGGAAUCAAUAAUGCAUUUAUACGAGCUCAUUGGCGAGUCUCGUCUCAAUGCCUAUACUAAUGAAUGGAGCAAGUGGUGCCUUAUGAGCCUUGCUCUCUUCCACAUAGGUUUUGUUACUCGGCAGGCCUUUGAGGACCCCAGUACGCCCCUCGCUCAGACGAUUGGAGAUGACCAGUGGGAAGAGGCAGAGGCUUGCCUAAGGUCCCUAGUGUCUGGAGCCCAUACAGUCGACGGCACUCUUGUUCCAGCACUGCUAGAACAACUUACAAGUAUCUACAUCAAUGGGGCAGUGACAGAAGAAAGUUACAUCAUACUCACUCGCCUGCUGAAUGAAUAUCUGUCCAAUGAAGCUAUCCAGAAUAUUUCAAGUCGUGUCUCAGCUCUCACCCAUUACUCAGUACCACGAUCCACUUCAAUGGAGGAUCAUACAGCUCAGAUGGAAUACAUUUAUUUAGCUCAAAAUGUGUCACUCACCCAUGGUGCCCCAACACUUAUAUUUGAGAACCAGAGGAAAGAAGCUGAGAGCAUUAUUAUAGCUAUGAGACGAAUGGACAAAGCCAGCAAGUCAGAAAUAGCAACAGAGACAGAUUACUGGAUUAAGAUGUUCACCCCAAAGCCCAAGAAGGAAAGCAGUGCCACACCAGCCCAGACAUCUCUACAGCUUAUCCUCAGGCAAGAGUUUGAACAUUAUAUUAAGACAUCAGAAUCUGUUUUCUCGAAACUGAAGCAGACAGAUGACAUAGAAUCUGUGUCUGAAAUCCUUGAAUCCCCAGAUCUUAAUCUUGUCCAAAACCAACAAGAUGCUGACGAGUGUGACGUCGAGACGUUGCUUUGUAAAAUGCUUUGGCGUGGGCACUAUCUUACAGGAAUAGUCAACCAGCCUAGUCCCAUCAAAAGCAUCCGACUGGGCCUCCUACAAGAACCCGCAGCAGCUUGGGCAGCUUUUAUCCGCAACAACUUCGGGGAAGUGCGCGCCCCAGGAAUGGAGGUGGCAGUCGUUACCCAGGCACUUUGGGACAGUCUUGGCUUCAAAGCUGAGGGAGACAGUCGAGUGAUCGACGAAGAGGACGAAAUCACGACUCUCGUUCUCGAGAAGCUUGCUCUGGGUGGUGCCUCAUGGGAUGCGGAUGCUGAGGUCAUCAUCCCAGAGGACCUGGCCGCUGCCACGCCCUUCUUCACGGUGCUGAACUUCACUAUCAUGCAGUUCACAAGCAAUGUGAAAAAAGAACUCAAGAAGAUUGGAGAAGCCUAUUGUACUCCAGUGUACGUUGGAUGCGGAAUGGAUACGCCCCUGUUCUGGCUGCAUUUGCCCCUCAGCCCCGCCAUCUCCUGCAGGGACUGCCACCUGAGGGGAGUUCGCCUCAUCGCCACGUAAUGAGAGGGGAGAGUGGAAGAAGGCGGGGAAGCGAAAGGCGGAAAAUGAGGAAGCCAAAUCGUGGGAACGAAUAAGAGAGAGAAAAAGGGGAAAAAAAAGAGGAAACAAAGAAUAAAAGAGAGAAAAAGAAAGCAAUGGGGGGGGAUAGGCGAGAUUAGGGAAACGAAACGAGGAGAAUAGUGAAAGAGAGAAAGAAAGGGAAAAGCAUUAUGGAAGCGGGACGAAAUUAAAUAGGUGAGAGAAGAUACUCGACAGAAAAAAAUAUAAAUAUAAAUGCAAACAACUGUAACAUUAAAAUAAUUAUUUUUGUAU
Penaeus monodon (black tiger shrimp) is the source of this 7703-nucleotide messenger RNA. RefSeq names its product dynein heavy chain 2, axonemal-like. Gene Ontology annotation, molecular function: dynein light intermediate chain binding; ATP binding; minus-end-directed microtubule motor activity. Gene Ontology annotation, biological process: microtubule-based movement. The coding region runs from base 24 to 7391 and encodes 2455 amino acids. The transcript is spliced from 3 exons. The record is from RefSeq and is a predicted model, not a curated record. Gene Ontology annotation, cellular component: dynein complex. Lineage: Eukaryota; Metazoa; Arthropoda; Malacostraca; Decapoda; Penaeidae.